Messenger RNA from Papaver somniferum (opium poppy), 333 nucleotides. Its product is annotated as antimicrobial peptide 1-like. NCBI's taxonomy places the organism in Eukaryota, Viridiplantae, Streptophyta, Magnoliopsida, Ranunculales, Papaveraceae. Gene Ontology annotation, biological process: defense response; negative regulation of growth. The record is from RefSeq and is a predicted model, not a curated record. The transcript has a single exon. The coding region runs from base 1 to 333 and encodes 110 amino acids.
AUGGCAUCUACUACUAAAAAAUCACUCUCUAUGCUAUUCAUGGCUUUCUUUCUGAUGGCGGCGAUAGUAAGUGAAUUGGCAAAUGCAACUUCCUUCACGGUAUAUCGUCUAGGAGGUUGCGACGGCGAUUCUGAAACCUAUAGUAAAUGUGGAUGCUCAAACCUUUUGUAUAUGGGUGGUUUUACAUGGACUUUCACUAGUCCUGGUCCAUCUGCUACAAUGUAUAACAAUGGGAAUUGUCUUGGUGAGGGUGGUACUGUAUUUGCCGGCGCUACCGAGCAGAUGUGCAACGGCUUUCAGUUUCCAUGGAGGAGUAUAAACAUCAAUUGUUAA